This is a messenger RNA of Alligator sinensis (Chinese alligator), 781 nucleotides long. RefSeq names its product CGRP receptor component (gene CRCP). The record is from RefSeq and is a predicted model, not a curated record. Gene Ontology annotation, molecular function: nucleotide binding. Gene Ontology annotation, biological process: transcription initiation at RNA polymerase III promoter. Lineage: Eukaryota; Metazoa; Chordata; Crocodylia; Alligatoridae. The transcript is spliced from 6 exons. The coding region runs from base 95 to 568 and encodes 157 amino acids. Gene Ontology annotation, cellular component: RNA polymerase III complex.
AUGCCCCCGGGGGAGGAGUGAUUCACCCGCGGGCCGUUCCCCCUCCCAAAAGGGCUAUUUUCUUACCCCGGGGAGAAAAGGCCUGGACGUGCGCAUGCUCUUGGCCGCGCAGCAGGUUUGCAAGCGUGGGCCGCGCAGAAAAGAUGCCAGUGCUGCAUUGCUGAGUAACUUCGAGGUGUUCCAGUUACUUACUGAUCUGAAACAACAACGCAAAGAAAGUGGAAAAAGCAAACAGAGCUCUGGCCAGCAAAAUCUGAACACUAUCAUGUAUGAAACAUUAAAAUACAUAUCCAAAACACCAUGCAGAUACCAAAGUCCUGAAAUUGUAAGAAAUUUCCUCACGGCAAUGAAAGGUCAUAAACUAACAAAAGCAGAAAAGCUACAGUUGCUUAACCACAGGCCUGUGACUGCCGUGGAGAUCCAGCUGAUGGUGGAGGAAAGUGAAGAAAGAUUGACAGAAGAGCAGAUUGAGUCACUCAUUCAGACAGUCACAAGCAUUCUUCCAGGGGACCCAGAGGAAGAGAAGCAGACCCAGUCAGCUGUGCCAAUGGAAGAUGAUUGCCACUAAAAGGCAUCUGGACCAAAGCAUUUUCAAGCUGAACAGAAAAAAAUUAGCUAACUCUUUUUUUCGUUGCAAUGUGCAUGUCUGGGGGGUUUUUAGGUUUGGUUAUGUUUCUUUAUUCCUGGCUUGAUCUUUUGUGAUAUCACCAUACGGUAUGUUCAUGUUUUGUUAUAAAGCAACAGUUGUUUACAAAAAGCAUAAAUAAAAGAAAGACUUGUG